AUGUCAUCAUCACCACCAUCAUUAAUAAAUAACAAAAAACCAAUACGUGAAUUAAGUUCAAUUACAAACCAUUUAUUAUUAACAAAAACUUUAAAUGCACUUGUAAAUAAUAAUAAUUCACAAGUAUCAACACCAGCUCCACCUCCGUCAACAUCAUCAAUAAAAGAAAACAUUCCAAAUGAUACAAAUUUAAUUCAACAACAAAAAGCACUUAAUCUUCGUUUAGCUGCUGCAUUAAAACCUGUUGAUAGAGAUAAUGUUGCUGCUUUACUUCAAUUUUAUCAAACCUUAACUAAUAAUAAUAAUAAUAAUACUUCACAUAGUAACGUUCAAAAUACUUCAUCAUUUAGUGAUAAUUCAUCUUUAUCAAAUAAUUCUAAUUUGAAUAAUUUAUCUAUUUUAAAAACACAAAAUGCAACAAAAAGAUCCACAUCGAUGACAUUUUUAUGUCGAUUUAAUCAACGAAAUCGUUUAAUUGAAGUACCAACAACAAGUGAAUAUUAUAAUCAACAAAAUGGUAUAUCACAUGAACAUCUCAAACAAUUAAUAAUUCAAGAAUUUCAAAUACCAAAGUCAACGUUGAUUAUUAUUCAAAUUUGGAAUGAACAAUAUCAAGAGUAUAUUGAUAUUGAAUCAUAUAAAAAACUUCCUUUUGAAGGGCGUCUUCAAGUUCUUAUUGAAAAAGAUAUGACAUCGACUGGAAAUUCACCGUCGGUUAUAUCAAAAAGUCCUACAACGCCAGUAUCAUCAAAUACAGUCACAAUAAUGACUCGUUCAAUAACUCCUAUACAAUUACAAACAACACCUAGUGAUAAUCAUCAUGAUGACGAGUUACCAUCAAAAUCUUCUUAUGAUGAACCCGUUAACACUAGUAUGUCCCCAAUGCAUCAAAUUGAUAAUUUAACAGCAGGUCAACAUAAUCUUAUGUAUGAUUUAUUACCAAAGCCAACUGAUGGUAUACCAAUUCCACGUUUUCCACCACAUAUAGCUGCUUUUUUAAAUGGUAAUGGUGAUGCUAAUCAGUUAAAUGCUCUUGUUCAAGCUCUUUAUCAAGAAAUUGUUAAAUAUGAACUUUAUCCAAAUGCUGAUGAAUUACGUUCAAUUGUUAGUCGUCUUGUUGAUCGACAUCCAAAUAGUCUUCCUGUUAUUGGUAGUAUUGAAUUAUUAGUAAGAAAAUUAUAUUAUAAAUUUUGUAAUGAACGUAAAAAAUAUCCUGUGGAAUUAAAACGUCGCCAACCAAAUAAACGUAAAAGACUUACACGUGAUGAUGAUACAGUUUUAAAUAAUAUACAACAAGGAAGAAAUAGUAAUACAAUUCAUGAUCUUGAUCGUCUUAUGCAUUUAUGGACAACAACAAAUGAUUAUAAAGAUAUCAAAAUUGAAAAGACUCAUCAAGAACAAGAACAGGAACAACAACAUUCACCAUCGGGUUCAUCAUCAAGUUCAUCGUCGCCGGUUUCAAACCAUAUGACAACGGAUAAUCGUGAUCAAUGGGAUGCAUCUCAAAAAUUCCAUCCAUUAAAUCUGUCUAUUGGAAACAAUAAUAAUAAUAAUCAUCUUAUGUGUACUGAAUAA
Molecule: messenger RNA, 1575 nt
Organism: Rotaria sp. Silwood2
Lineage: Eukaryota; Metazoa; Rotifera; Eurotatoria; Philodinida; Philodinidae
Source: the annotation of a GenBank genome assembly